AUGGCCCAAAUAGGAGAGCUGCAGCAGGCCAAGAGCCCUAGAUCAGAACUGCACAGGCCAGAGAGCCCAGAACAAAGCCCACAGGGGCCAGAGAGUGCCCCGGGGAGAAUAAGGAGGCCCAGCAGCCAGAGGAGGCCCAGAAGAGGAGCCCACAGGCCCAGAAGAGCCCAACUAGACGCACAGCCGAGAGGGCCCAAAACAGACCCAGCAGGACCUGAGACCCAGAACAGAGCCGCAGCAAGCCAGAGGAGCCCCAAGAACCCAGCAGCCAAGAGCCCAAACAAACCGCACAGGGCCAAAGAGGCCCAAAUAGUAGCCCCGCACAGGCCAGAAAAGGCCCAAACAGGAGCCGCAGCAGGGCCAAGGAGCCCCAGAACAGAGCUCAAGCAGGCCGCGAGGAGGCCCAGAACAGACUCACAGGCCAGAAGAGGCCCCAGAACAGGAGCCCCGCAGCAGGGGCCAAGAGGGCCCAGAACAAGGAGCCCGCACAGGCCAGAGAGGUCCCAUACAGAGCCGUCAGCAACCAAGCCCAAACAGAAACCAGCAGGCCAAAGGGCCCAGAACAAGCCGCCAGCAGGGCCAAGAUUGCCCCAGAACAGGAGACGCAGCAGGGGCCAAGAGCCCAGAACAGGCCGCAGUCAGGUCCAGAGAGCCCAUAACAACCGCUCAGGGUCCAGAGGAGGCCCAGAACAGGACCCCAGGCCCCCAAAGCCCAAACAGAGCUGCAGCCGGGCCAAGGAGGGCCCAAACAGAGCCCAGCAGGCCAGAGAGGCUCCAAUUAGGAGCUGGCGACAGGCGGCCAGAGAUGCCAGAACAACCGCAGCAGGGCCAAGAGACCAAACAAGCCCCACAGCAGCCAAGAGGGCCCAAACAAACCGCACAGGGCCAAAGCCCAAAAAGGAGCCCAGCAGGACCCAAGCAGGCCAAGAGACACCAAACAGGAGCCGCACAGCCCAGAUAGCCCAAAAACCGCAGCAGCCAAGGAAGGCCCAGAACAAGCCGAAGCAGGGCCAUAGGCCCAGAAUAGACUGCAGCAGGCCAAAGCCCAAACAGACCGCACAGGGCGAAGAGGCCCAAAACCUCGCAUCAGGCCAAGAGCCCAGAACAAGCCGCACAGGGCCAAGUAGGGCCCAAACUGAGCCCAGCAGCCCAAGAGGCCCAACAAGCACGCAGCAAGGCCAGUUGAGGCCCAAACAGACCCACAGGCCAAGAGGGCCCAAACAGAGCCGCAGCGAGGGCAGAAGGCCAGAACAAGCCCAGCAGCCAGAGGACCCCAAACAGAGCCGCAGCUGCCAAGAGGCCCAUAACAGAUCCGCACAGGCCAGAGGAGGGCCCAAACAGACCGCAUCAGGCCAGAGGAGGCCCAGAACCAGAGCCGCACAGCCAGAGAGGGCCAAGAACAACUGCAGCAUGGCCAGAGGAGGGCCCAGAACAGUGCCCAGCAAGGGCUCAGAAGGGCCCAGAACAGAGCCCACAGGGGCCAAAGGCCCAGAACAGGCGCCGCAGCAGGGCCAAGGAGCCCAAACAGAGCCGCAGCAGGCCAAAGUAGGCCCAGAACAACCAACAGGGCCCAGAGCAGGCCAGAGGAGGCCCAGAACAGGACCGCACAGGGGCCAGAGUAGGGCCCAGAACAGGAGCCGCAGCAAGGGCCAGAGUACCCAGAAACAAGCCGCACAGGGCCAAGAGGCCAGAACAGGACCCAGCAGCCAGAAAGGGCCCAGUACAGGAAUCCACAGGCCAGUAGGGCCCAAACAGAACCCAGCAGGCCAAGAGGCCCAAACAGUGCAGCACAGGGGCCAGAGGAGCCCCCGGUGGGGGGGAAACAGACCCAAGCAGGAUCCAAGAGGCCCAGAACAACCACAGCACCAAGUAGCCCAGAACAGAUCCGAAGCAGGGCCAAAGGGCCCAGAACAGAGCCUGCAGCAGGGCCAGAGAGGGCCCAGAUACAGGAGUCUGCACAGGGGGCCAAAGGCACCCAUAACAGAGCCGAGCCCACAGGCCCAGAGUAGCCCAAUAACAGCACUGCAGCAGGGCCAAGAGGACCAGAACAGGAGCUGCAGCACGGUGGCCAAAGGCCCAGAACAGAGCCGCAGCAGGCCAGAUAGGCCCCAGAACAGACCAGCACAGGGCCAGAGGAGGCCCAUAACAGAGCUGCAAGCAGGCCAAGGAGCCCAAACAGAGCCUGCAGCAGGCCACAAGACCCAGAACAGGACCCAGCUGGCCAAGUAG
Messenger RNA from Cyprinodon tularosa, 2229 nucleotides. Its product is annotated as glutenin, high molecular weight subunit 12-like. The record is from RefSeq and is a predicted model, not a curated record. The coding region runs from base 1 to 2229 and encodes 742 amino acids. NCBI's taxonomy places the organism in Eukaryota, Metazoa, Chordata, Actinopteri, Cyprinodontiformes, Cyprinodontidae. The transcript has 4 exons.